AUGUCGUCCAAAUUUGAUUUCACAAAGAUCAACUGGGUGAAAAAUGACAAGUACUCUAUAGUCAAGGCUUAUAGAGAAGCUUUGCAGCUACAGGAACAACAAAAAAAGAGACGGCUGCUAGACACCCAAACCGAUCCGAGCAGCAAUACAAAACGGCCGAGCCAGGGCGGAUCAUCAGAUGCUCCACUUCUUAAUGGCACGGUAGUCGAGCGAGAAGAUGUCGAUCAGAAAGACAGUACAAAGCCAGACAACGGGUCCGAUAAUGGGGCGCUUGUCGUGGCGUCUGACUCGAACCGUGACCAAGACCAACAGAUCCGAAAACGACGAGCUUCAUCUCCCCACGAAUCUCAAUUAGAGCAAGCUGUCGCAGUUUCUCGACCCUCCGCCUUACAAUACACAUAUCCUCGAUCUAGAUUGACCAAAAUGCAGAGUCAGCGCGCCAAAAGAUUUCAGCGUCCGAAGUUUAGUACACCAACUUUCUGGCCCGGCGUGAAAUCACUCUUGCCAAGGGCGCCUAUCCAUGACCCGGUGCCAUCGUUGGCCAACAACAUAAUUCAAGCUCCUCCGCUCGACGAUACCAACGGAUUCUCUCUUUUAUCGAAUAAUGUUGGCAGUGAAAUCAGUUUUCAACCGUCUCCGCAGAGUUUGCGACGACCAUAUGUCGACAGUGUCACACAGACUGAAGCUGCAGAGCAGCCUUCAUUGAAGCGGCCGAUAGAUAUCUCAGAAGUUCCACAGGAGCGAAAGAAAAGACCUGGUUUCUUCUCGGCCAACUUUGACGACGACAGUUCCGAGGAUGAAGCCACAGCGACGGAAGAGCCGGUAUUGAAGAAAAGACGCCUGUUUACAGCUGACGCACCGAGUACACCUACAGCUAGGUUUUUGAGCUUUGAUGGUCCAAAUCUACCUUUCUCGCCUAGAAGGACCGGAGAUAUUGCUGCCAGACGCCAGCAACUCCUAAUGAAGGAGCGCGAGGAAGAGAAGAAAAAGGAAGAGGAAGAGGCUCGCGAAAAGGAACGCAAGAAAUUGGAAGAGGAAAGAGAGAAGUUAGAAAGAGAACGGAAGGAGUUUGAGGCCGAGAGAAAGAGAGAGUUGGAGAAUCUUCAGCGCAAAAAGAAAGAGCAAGAAGAAGAAGCAAAGAGAGUGGCAGCGGAGGCAGCAGCCAAAGCAGCAGCAGCAGCAGCCAGCUCUAGCUCAAGUAUGCCAAAGACUAAUGAUGCGUCGCAGUCGAAUUCAUCUCAAAGCUCUACUGGUCUAAGUUUCAACUUUUCUUCCGGGCCUGCAGAGAAGACCACGCCUACGAUCUCGUUUGGUGCAUCGACGACCGAAAAGCCUACAAGUUUCACCCCGGAUAUCACAUUCGGAGCUCCUAGCACUAGCUCUGGUAGUGCAGGCGACGAGAAGAAAGAUGACAAGCCUACUGCUGCACCAUUCUUAUUUUCAUCAAAGCCUUCAGAUUCCAGUGAUAAGAAAGCAGAGUCAGACAAGCCUGCGUUCAAUUUUGGCGCCCCUGCCUCGUCGGCUCCUACUUUGUCAUUCGGAAAUACCGGAGCCUCGUCUUCCUCUGGAUCUUCGCUAGGCGGUGGGGCAUCGUUGGCUUCUUCGUCAACGACACCUGCUUCUAAGCCUGCGUUGCCUUCAUUUUCAUUCUCGACCACGAGUAAGGACUCAGCAGAGAAAGAUGCUGAAAAGUCUUCGGCGACUGCUGCGCCUUCGGUGCCUGCGUUCUCCUUUGGCUCAUCCGCUCCAAAGUUGUCGACAGGCGGAGCUCCCACGUUCACAUUUGGUCAGACUACCACGACAGGUUUCGCCAGUAAACCCCUAGCAAGCGGAUCCGCGACUCCUACUUCGUCUUCCUCGCUACCCACAUUCGGCGCGACAACAACGGCAUCCACAUUUGGAUCUAGCACGGCGGCACCUUCGAUAUUUGGCGCAUCUACCUCGUCUGCUCCAAAGUUUGGAGCAUCAGCAACAUCAGCUGCGCCUUCGUUGUCAUCGACCGCUGCACCUGCCAAGCCAGUUUUCGGCUCGGACAAGCCAGGAAGCGCACCAAGCGCACCAUUUGGUGCUGCGGCUGUAUCUUCAGUUCCGCAGUUUGGUUCUGCGGGUUCUGCCAGUACUGCCUUUGGUGCAAAAUCAAGUACUCCGACCUUUGGAGGCGCUUCGGCUUCAGCGUCCGGAACCAGUACACCAGUGUUUGGAGCGUCGACCAGCAACACAACGGGAUUCGGAGCGUCAUCAGCGUUUGGAAGUGCAAAGCCUACCCCUACUUUUUCGCUUGGUGCGCCUGCUGCUGAUCCUGCGGCCGUGUUUGGUUUCGGAGGUAGUUCGACUUCCACAGCGGUGCCGGCUACGCCGGUCAACAAGCCUGCCACGCCUUCCUUCAACUUUGGAGCUCCUUCGGCAGAUGCUCCCGCGCCAAGUGCCGUGUUUGGAUUCGGGGCGAGUACCCCUGCGCCUGCUGCGACCCCUGCUAAUGGAACCACGACGACCGACAACAACAACAGCGGAAACAUGUUUUUGGCAGCCGCACCGCCCUCAGCAAGCACUCCGGCUGGAAGAAAGCUUGCUCCGAUGAGAAGUCGACGAACCCCUAGACGUUAG
This is a messenger RNA of Myxozyma melibiosi, 2604 nucleotides long. RefSeq lists its product as uncharacterized. NCBI's taxonomy places the organism in Eukaryota, Fungi, Ascomycota, Lipomycetes, Lipomycetales, Lipomycetaceae. The transcript has 5 exons. The record is from RefSeq and is a predicted model, not a curated record. The coding region runs from base 1 to 2604 and encodes 867 amino acids.